Molecule: messenger RNA, 3379 nt
Organism: Girardinichthys multiradiatus
Lineage: Eukaryota; Metazoa; Chordata; Actinopteri; Cyprinodontiformes; Goodeidae
Product: collagen alpha-1(VIII) chain-like
Exons: 3
Coding region: 201-2438 (745 amino acids)
Molecular function (GO): protein binding
Source: RefSeq, a predicted model, not a curated record
AGUUCCACUGGUGGUUUUCUCUUGAUUUCCCUUUCUUCUGCUCUCUCUCUCGUGUACAGAUUCAGUGCUUCGUCUCGCUGCUUGUUCUGCUCCACCCACCUGGAGAUAAAAGCCAAGGCUUUCAUCGGAGCUGCAGGAAGGAAAACUCAUUGGAGCUCUGUGAUACUCCGACUCCGCAACUGCUGCCACAGUUAAAGAAAAUGGUGGCUGUACCUCUCUGUUUCUUCUGCCAUCUCGUCUUUCUAUUCCAGCCAUAUCUAAUUAACAUGGCUCAUGGUGGAGCAUAUUACAGACCAAAGCAGCCGUCUCAGCAGCCCCAGCCCAUCCCACAGUACAGUGAUAACUUUCCUCAGCAGCAGUUUCUGGAGAACGAGAUGCCACAUUCACCUUUCAGCAAAGAAAUCCCAUCACUGCCUCAAUAUAGAAAAGAGGUUCCUCAGCUCCCAUUGCCAAUGCAAAUCGGAAAAAUUGGACCACUGACAAAAGGCAAAGGACAAACUUUCCCAAGGGGUUCUAAAGGUCCUAUUCCUGUUCCUGAUGGAAAAGGUUUCCGAGGAGGACCACAUGGCAUCGAAGGCCCACCUGGACCAAUAGGUCCACCAGGUCUGCAAGGCGCCCCUGGGCUUCCAGGACAGGGAUUGCCUGGAUUACCAGGAAAGCCAGGCCCCCCUGGUCCUCAGGGAUACAGGGGAAAUGGAAAACCCGGAAUGCCAGGAUUACCUGGAAAACCUGGAGGGCCUGGAUUACCUGGACCAAAAGGGGAUGUUGGACCAAUUGGUGGUCAAGGGCCAACAGGACUUCAUGGGUCUCCAGGAUUCCCAGGUCCCACUGGACUCCCUGGAAUUUCAAAACCAGGAGGACAGGGAUUACCAGGACUGCCAGGGCAACCAGGAGAACCUGGUCAAAAUGGUCCACCUGGGUUUCCUGGUAUUCAAGGUCCAAAAGGAGACAAGGGGCUUGGUCUUCCUGGUUUUCCAGGUCUGAAUGGUCCUGGUGGACCACCUGGUCCACCUGGAGAAGUGGGCCUCCCUGGCAAUGGCAAACCCGGCCUGAAUGGUGCGCCUGGACAACCAGGAUUUCCAGGAAAACCAGGUCCUCCUGGAGAAGCAGGGCUGGUAGGAGCACCAGGUGAAAGAGGCAUACCAGGACUUCCAGGCAUACCAGGAAUAGGAAAACCAGGAAAAGAUGGCUUUAGAGGGCAACCAGGGCUCUCUGGAGGAAAAGGCGAACCAGGGCCUCCUGGUUUAACUGGACCUCCAGGCUUGCCAGGUUAUGGUAAAACAGGAUUGCCAGGGCCUAAGGGUCACAAGGGGCAUGCUGGUCUUCCAGGACAACCAGGUUCAAAAGGUGAUAAAGGUCAUGUAGGUCUUCCUGGAGUUAUUGGUCCAACUGGUCUGAGUGGGAUGCCGGGUGAACCAGGUCCAACAGGGCCUCCCGGAAGUCUUGGCUUCCCUGGACAGAAGGGAGAAGAUGGCAUAUGGGGCCCAAGAGGAAAUCCUGGAUUGAAGGGUGAAACUGGGCCUCCAGGUCAUUCAGGACAGCCUGGUCGGCCAGGAGAAGGAGGACAACCUGGACCAAGAGGAUUCCAAGGCCCAACAGGGCCAAAAUCAGAAGCUGGAGUCAGAGGUUUACCUGGUGCUCCUGGUGCUGUGGGAUUAUCAGGACAAAGAGGAGAGGUGGGAGAGCCUGGAAACAAGGGCCAUCCAGGUCCACAGGGUAUCCCUGGACUUGCAGGACCAAGGGGACCAAUUGGACUUCCUGGUCUUCCAGGACAAAAAGGUGAAACAGGACCAGCAGGUAACCCUGGUUAUCCUGGUAAUGGAAAACCUGGACCCCCUGGUCAAAUUGGUCCUCAAGGAAACCCUGGUCCCAGCGGCCCUCCUGGACUUCCUGGACAACCAGGACCUCAAGGUCCCCCCGGCCCUCCAGGACUUCCUGCUGCAUCUCCUGAACUUAUACAAAUCCUUCCUCACACAGGCCCCUACAACGGUCAAGGUUACAAAAAGCCAGGCAAUGGAGCUGAGAUAAGCGGAACCAACCUGGAGAUUCCUGCAUUCACCGCAAAACUUACAAACCCAUUUCCUCUAGCAGGUUCUCCCAUUAUAUUUGACAAACUUCUGCACAACGGAAAUCAGGACUACAACCCACAAAAUGGUAUUUUUACAUGUAGCAUACCAGGAAUUUAUUAUUUUGCAUACCAUGUCCACUGCAAGGGAGGCAACGUUUGGGUGGCGCUGAUGAAAAACAAUGAGCCAGUAAUGUACACCUACGAUGAGUACAAAAAGGGUUUACUUGAUCAGGCCUCGGGAAGUGCUGUACUCCCAUUACGGAAAGGAGACACUGUUCAUCUAGAGCUGCCAUCAGACCAGGCCGCAGGACUUUAUGCUGGUCAAUAUGUCCAUUCCAUAUUUUCAGGAUACUUACUGUACUCGAUGUAAUAAAUGGAGAUCAUUAUCAUACAUUAAAAGGGAAAAAGUACCCCACACUCAACGUGUUUGUAGGCCAAGUUAAGGGAACAAAUGAAGGGAAAAAACUAUUCGUGCUUUUGGGCUUCAAAUCUCAACCUCUCUGUUUGUGGUUCCCUAGAUUUAAAAAUCUAGUUAAAAUAGGUUUCAGUUUUACAUGUCUGAACUAUUUAUACUCAGUGGUGACAGCAACAUGCUUCUCAGAGUUAUUGGUUUGCAAUAUACAUAACUUGCUGUAAACAUGUUCACCUAAAUAAAUGGUUAGCAGUGUUUUAUUCUUUUUACUGUAUUCUGAGCACAUUAAGAACAAUAACAGAUUCAUUAAGCCAUUCAUUUAUUCACAAUUAUACUGUGAGCAUAUGUAUUUUGGGUCGUUUUUCAUUUUGCUGUGUUUCUGUAUAUUACUCAGAACAUGCAACUGGUAAAACAUUAGUUUGGUUCAGUAUUAAAUAAAGACUCCCUCCAGAAUUUGUCAAACGUUUUUACAUGUUACACAUUUUUCUUGUUAUCAUAAUGAUGGUCAUGGAUUUUCUUUAAUUUAUUUUUUCAACUACUGAUUACUUGAAUUUGUUUUAUUUGUUUAGUGGUAAAAUGAUUAAUUCACUUCCAAAUGAUGACAUAAACAAUUGAUGACAUAAAAAAACUCUAUUUGAAGAAAAUUAUUAAUUUUUCAAGCAAAAUCUGUCAAUUUUCCAGUUUUUAUUCCUGUCUUUAAAUUAUGUGUGUGUCAUUUUGGAUAAAAUCCAUUGUACAUUUCAGUAUACUAAGAAAGUAUUUCCAAAGUAUGUGAAUUUUCAGAUAUUUUUUGCUAAACUGUGUAUCAAGAAAAAACAAAAUGUUAGUUUUAACAUCUGUUUUAUUCUAUCUGAUAUUUAUGUGCUUUUGGGUUUUUAAAUGAAUAAUUUCUAAUUUCA